Rhipicephalus microplus (southern cattle tick) is the source of this 2306-nucleotide messenger RNA. Its product is annotated as U6 snRNA-associated Sm-like protein LSm8. Gene Ontology annotation, biological process: mRNA splicing, via spliceosome. The record is from RefSeq and is a predicted model, not a curated record. Gene Ontology annotation, cellular component: U6 snRNP; U4/U6 x U5 tri-snRNP complex; precatalytic spliceosome. NCBI's taxonomy places the organism in Eukaryota, Metazoa, Arthropoda, Arachnida, Ixodida, Ixodidae. Gene Ontology annotation, molecular function: mRNA binding.
UUAACACCAAGACACAUGUUUACGUUCAUGCACGUUCGUAAAGUUCGACGAAAUUAACUCGAAAGUUACGCAUUUUUUUUCUAGCUUACUUUAGUAGUACGCUGCUGUAGUGUUCAUUGCCUUGAAUAAGCGACUGGCGGCGACAAUCAAUUUUUGUUUACGCUAAUGUAAAUUGUACUCGCCCAAGAGCCGGUGUGCGUGAAAAGUCGAACGUCGUGUUGUCGUUUUCGCGAAGAAAGCUUAAAGCUACUUUCUCACCAUGGCCGCAUCGCUUGAAGGGUAUGUCAACCACACAGUAUCGAUAAUUACUGCCGACGGUCGUCACAUUGUGGGCACACUGAAAGGCUUCGACCAGACCAUUAACCUAAUACUGGACGAAAGCCAUGAACGUGUCUACAGCUCUGACCACGGUGUCGAGCAGGUGCCCCUUGGAUUGUACAUAGUGCGAGGUGACAAUGUGGUUGUCGUCGGGCAGGUGGAUGACGAAUUGGACAUGCGUCUAGACUUGGCGAACAUGCGUGCCGAACCGCUUGAAUGCUGUGGUUCACUAGUCGCAGAGUGCGUUAUUUUGACAAGGACCCUGGCAGCCUGCCUAAGCUGCUGCAUUAGGGCUGCUUCCAUUGAGAAAUAAUGAGUGUUCUUUUCUUAUUUCCUUACUUUGUGUCACAUAGGAAACUGAAGCAUGGUUGCAGCCAUGCAAGAACUAAAGGACACUGAAGCUCGUCCAUAGCUUGUGUUAGAAAGAAAUGUUAGUGGUGUACAGUGUGUAAAACAUCAGUUUUACUGAAGACGGAAUUUUAACAAGGUAAUGGAAAAUGAAUAAACAUGGGGGAGUCUUUUCUUCAUUGCAGAAAAUAAAUUACCAGCUUCGUGUCACAUGUUGAAGUUGUAAUUGGUAAUUAAAGUUUCUCCUAUUAUCAUAACAGAUAAUAAAAAAAAUAGAUGUGCCUAUGGCCAUGAAAGUAAGUGUAGUUUAGUCAGUUUUUUCAUUGUCCUGCAGAACUUGUCGAUCCAGACUUGCAUGUCCUGUUGUGUGGUUGGUCAUUGAAGUGUAGUGCCCGCUCUGUGCAGUCAUCUGAACUGAGUGAAGGCAGCGGUGUCAGUCAGGAAAGGUCACUGACAUUGUGCAGCCUUGUUUCUUGCUGGACGGUGCAUCUUUCACCCAUCUAUUGAAUGCAGGGUCAUCACGAGGCUUGCUUUCUUGCAAGCCGUUUUCACUUGUCAUUAGCGCCUUGAGGAGUAAUGCAUCUCUUGCCACUUCAGCAAACACUGAGAGGUAUCCUAGGACUAACAUGUCACUUUUUAUAGAUAGGGUUCAGUGUUUGUCUAACUAUUGUGGUCAACUUUGCUCCUUGUGUGUGUGUGUCAAAAGUGAUAUUCAAAGGGCCCCUAAACCCCCUCCGAUAUUUUCCCAAACAUUUAAAGUAAACAAGUGCAUCGCGUGCAGAAUGCAGUCUCGAUCAGCGAUGCCACACGCCACAGCACUACUGGUAGCGGGCGUGCCACAAUUUCGAAGAAACAAUAGCUUCUCUUUCCGGUCCCCGCCACUGACAUGUGUGACAUCACCAGUGAAACUCGAUGACGUCACCACUUUCGAUGCUUGCGAUUGGCCGAACGACAACCGACGACUUCCGGUCACUCUGUAAACAGCUGUUCGCGCGCACCUUGCUGUUCUUGGUCGUGUUGCCGCUUGCGAAUCGACAUCUGCGGCCCGUUAUGCAACCGCCAAGUCGCUAGCAUAGGGGCACGGGCCGGCACGACAGUAACAGCGGUUAGUCAACGAUCAGUGCACCCAGAUGACACACACAACACAGUUGACGGCGAGCUGGGGCGUCAGAGGGGCGGAUCGCGGCAACCGGAAGUAGACGCUGUCUCAAACAGCACGUUAGCGGUGACGUAAGCCACGCGAGAUGAUGAGAGACACUCAACUGACUCAGCGAGGAGGGGCCAAGCAGUCUUGGAAGAGGGUGGCGUAGGAAAGAAGGAAAGAAGCCAUCGUCACGAUUCGAUCACCUAAUGCGUGUGCCUCCGCUAUUACGGCACCAUUUUGAAAAAUUCUCACUGCUACACGUUCAUUGUAAACUCGAGCACAACUUCCUCACGUUAACUAAAUUUCAACUGCUGGGUGGUUUAGGAGCCCUUUAUUACUCUCUUAUGUAGACAACAGUGAACCGCUUACAAUGCUUUAAUUUCUGCUCAUCUAACUUAUCGAAAGAAAUUCCCUUACUGUAUACACUAAAAUUUUGUGCUUGUAUUGUCUGUUACUUUGUCAAAAAAUAAAAAGGGUCUUAUGGCUUUCCAAGAAA